AUGGCUCCCAUCCUUCGCAAUAACCAGGACAGGGACAGCAGCAACUACCAGCACCACUGUGGUCUGUGCAAUCGCGCCCCGGGUAACCGCUGCUUCAAGCAAAGCCAUGUCGCUUACUGCGAGGCCUGUGGUGACAUCUUCACAGUUCGGAGCAGCAAGUGCGGUGGUGGCUGUCUUAGCCAUCCCUACUCUAGAGGCUACAAUCUGAGGUACAAGAAGCUCAAGUCCAAGCUGCCUGCUGACGACAGGAAUGAUCACGAUCUCAACUUGGAGGCUGAAGCUCGCGAGCAGAUGAAAGCCGAGGCUGAGAAGAAGCAGCAAGUUGCGGCUGCGAACGAGGCCGCGAAGGAGAAGGAGCUAACAAACAAGGAGAAGAAGAAGUUGAGGUUUAUCCAGAAGGGUAAGCGGUACAAGUAG
Messenger RNA from Paraphaeosphaeria sporulosa, 417 nucleotides. RefSeq lists its product as uncharacterized. The record is from RefSeq and is a predicted model, not a curated record. The coding region runs from base 1 to 417 and encodes 138 amino acids. Lineage: Eukaryota; Fungi; Ascomycota; Dothideomycetes; Pleosporales; Didymosphaeriaceae. The transcript has a single exon.